CAAAAAUAUUAUGGAAAUAAGUUACUUUCAGAAGAAAAUUUAUCAUAUUAUAUAUAGUGCAAAUCUCUUUUGAGUUAUUAUCAUUCACAAGCAAAACACCACAUUAUUAUCAUAUUACAUAUACUAUAAGAUCAUUUGAAUUAUCAUUCACAAGUAAAACACCACAAUGUUUCCGCAGUUGACACUAAUCUUUCUUUUCUCUCUUGUUGUAAUCCACCCCCUUCAUGUCUCAGCCAAGACAUGGUGUGUGGCAAAUACAUCCGCAGCACCUACACAACUACAAGCUAAUAUUGAUUAUGCAUGUAGCGAAGGAAAAGUUGACUGUGCAAAAAUCAAUCCCGGUGGAGUUUGCUUUGAUCCAGAUACUGUUCUUAGCCAUGCAUCAUUUGUGAUGAAUGAUUUCUACCAGAAUCAUGGGAGCACUGAAGAGGCGUGUAAUUUUAGUGGUACUGGUCAAGUCGUUACUGCUGAUCCAAGUUAUGGUAGUUGUGUGUAUACAUAGAAUACAUGGUUUGAUGAAUGAUUUUGUGAUUGCAAAGUUUUCUUAGGAAUAAUACAAUUAUGCUAAAUCAAUGUAUUGUUAAACAUUAUGUAAGGUUAAUAAAAACUAAAGCUAUUUUAAUUCAGUUUUAUUCAUAUUAAAUGUUUUUAUCUUGAUGAUUUUGCCAAAACUCUAAGAGUGCUACAUGGUAUGACAAGUGAUCACUAUUUUAUUGCAAAUAUCAUCUACUGAGUCUAUGAAAAAAAUUAUCCUUUUUUGAAAACAACUUUUGACGAUUUCUCGAUUUGUAAUCGA
Molecule: messenger RNA, 796 nt
Organism: Arabidopsis lyrata subsp. lyrata
Lineage: Eukaryota; Viridiplantae; Streptophyta; Magnoliopsida; Brassicales; Brassicaceae
Product: major pollen allergen Ole e 10
Exons: 1
Coding region: 167-502 (111 amino acids)
Source: RefSeq, a predicted model, not a curated record